UCCCCUCCCCCUUCUCCCCAGCUCAAGCUCGGCCAACAGCUCCCGCCUCGGCUCCCCCUCCCAGAGCCCCCUCCCAGAAGCGGAGCCCACGCGAGGGCCCCUCUCCCGCCCUCCAGCCCAGCCGCCUGGCCAGAACAGCAACCCCAGGGGGCAGCCCCCCGCCAGCUUGCCUCCCUCCAGCCCUGCCAGAUCCCCCCAACCAUGAAUCUCUUCCGAUUCCUGGGAGACCUUUCCCACCUCCUAGCCAUCAUCUUGCUACUGCUCAAAAUCUGGAAAUCCCGCUCGUGUGCCGGGAUUUCAGGGAAGAGCCAGGUCCUGUUUGCUGUGGUGUUCACUGCCCGUUACCUGGACCUUUUCACUAACUACAUCUCACUCUACAACACGUGCAUGAAGGUGGUCUAUAUUGCCUGCUCCUUCACCACAGUCUGGAUGAUUUACAGCAAGUUCAAAGCCACUUAUGAUGGGAACCACGACACAUUUCGGGUGGAGUUCCUCGUUGUUCCCACGGCCAUCCUGGCAUUCCUGGUCAACCAUGACUUUACCCCUCUAGAGAUCCUCUGGACCUUCUCCAUCUACCUGGAGUCGGUGGCCAUCCUGCCGCAGCUCUUCAUGGUGAGCAAGACAGGCGAGGCGGAGACCAUCACCAGCCACUACCUGUUUGCGUUGGGCGUCUACCGCACGCUCUAUCUCUUUAACUGGAUCUGGCGCUAUCACUUCGAGGGCUUCUUCGACUUCAUCGCCAUUGUGGCUGGCCUGGUUCAGACAGUCCUCUACUGCGAUUUCUUCUACCUCUACAUCACCAAAGUCCUAAAGGGGAAGAAGCUGAGUUUGCCAGCGUAGCCCUGGUCCUCGCCAUCCCUCUCCUCCAGUGGCCGGCCAGCCAGAGGCAGAGGAAGGUGACAAAGACAAGAGCCUUCCUGUCCAGGGGUGACUUUGUUAAGAACCAACCACUCCCCAUCCCCCUCCUGCCGGGUUUCAGGGGGCGGCGGAUGACCCAAGACUUGGGGAGCUCAGGACCUGGGCUGUUUGUAGUUUUUUUGCCUUUUAGAGAAGAAGAAAAAAAUCUUUCCGCUAUUUAGUUUUUGAUUCUGAUGACUCCUUUCUCUUCUACUCUCUGGCCCCGAUUUUUAUAAAUGUCCUAUAUGGGGGGGUGGGGGGUGCGAUUACAGGGUCCGAGAUCUUGUCUCUCCACCAAGCCCCUCACCUCCCUUCCAGAUCCUACCCCCAGCCCCACUGUUUGCCAAACACUAAAUCUGCCACACCUGCCUCCCCGACCUCCCACCCUGGCCAUCAACACAGCCCCCAAACUUCUGGGCUGGGGAGAGGGAGAUGGGGAGGGAAGGUCUCCACUGGUUUUUCAUAAUAAUUUUUUCCCAGAGUUUGGGGUUUUUUAGUCUUGUCCUCGUUUUUGGGGCAAUUUAGGGGCACAAGGGGCCGGGCAUGGGGAGAGGCCUGGCCCGAGGGUCACCAUGACUCUGCCACCAUGUUUUUGUACAGAAUUGAUGGUUGAUUCUUUGUUCUCUUGAAAUAAACCAAGGAAAAUGGUG
Messenger RNA from Hipposideros armiger (great roundleaf bat), 1547 nucleotides. RefSeq names its product KDEL endoplasmic reticulum protein retention receptor 1 (gene KDELR1). Gene Ontology annotation, cellular component: membrane. Gene Ontology annotation, molecular function: ER lumen protein retrieval receptor activity. The transcript has 5 exons. The record is from RefSeq and is a predicted model, not a curated record. Gene Ontology annotation, biological process: protein retention in ER lumen. Bases 202 to 840 code for a protein of 212 amino acids. Lineage: Eukaryota; Metazoa; Chordata; Mammalia; Chiroptera; Hipposideridae.